AUGUCUGGUUCUAGAGGCGCUCAGUGCAGUGAGGUGAGUCAAGUAGUAAAGAAAUGGAGCAAAUUGGAUCAUGCCAACUAUGUCCUCUUGGUUCUUCUUUCUCCUCUUGGCAAUAGCUCAAUUGCAGACAAAGACACACAAUGCAGGGCUCGACUCACAUGGAUUCCGCCAGUGAUGGAAAAUAUGGAGGCUCCCACUUAUAGAGUUUUCUACUUUCAUGAUGGUGCGCUCUCAAUGACAAUAACCUCUAAUGUUCAAUUGGAAAUUCCUAUCAAUGAGAGCGACACUAUGAUCAGAGCAGUGGUGAGAACUGUUACCAAAUCUGAGAAUUGGACAGGUGAAUACAAAGUGGAUCCGAAGGAAUGCAAAUUCAACUCAAAACGAAGUAAUGACUGCAUUUUUCGUGUUAUUUUAUCUUUUUAA
Molecule: messenger RNA, 423 nt
Organism: Rodentolepis nana
Lineage: Eukaryota; Metazoa; Platyhelminthes; Cestoda; Cyclophyllidea; Hymenolepididae
Source: the annotation of a GenBank genome assembly